AAUUUCUAAAAUUCAAUUUUCAGUUUUUUCACUCUCUUCACCCCGACUUGGACUUCCUCCCGCGGCGGACUGGCGGUGUAGUGACGACGUGCGGCGACUCCCUCUAAACUUUGAGCAGCAACGCCCUCGCGUUUUCUACCUUUACAAACCCGGACACCUUAUUAUCAUAAGACUAGAAGAAGAAUGGCAGAGAACGGAGAAGAAGAGAAAACAUUCAAAGAGUUAGGAGUCUGUGACCAGCUAGUGGAGGCUUGCGAAAAUUUGGGCUGGAAAACCGCUUCUAAGAUUCAAGCAGAGACUAUUCCUCAUGCUCUUGAAGGGAAAGAUAUAAUUGGGCUUGCACAGACAGGCUCAGGAAAGACUGGAGCUUUUGCAAUUCCAAUACUGCAGGCGCUCAUAGAUGCUCCUCAAGCGUUCUUUGCAUGCGUGCUGUCUCCUACACGGGAGCUUGCUAUUCAAAUUUCGCAACAGUUUGAAGCUUUAGGAGCUGGAAUUGGUGUCAAAUGUGCAGCGCUUGUUGGAGGACUUGAUCAAGUACAGCAGAGCAUUAUGCUUGGAAAACGACCACACAUUCUUGUGGCAACACCUGGUCGGCUCUUAGAUCAUCUGUCGAAUACCAAAGGCUUUUCACUCCGCGCCUUGAAGUAUUUGGUGUUGGAUGAGGCAGAUAGGUUACUGAAUGAGGAUUUUGAAAAAGCACUUGAUGAUAUUUUGAAUAAUACUCCCCGUGAGAGAAGGACAUAUUUGUUUUCUGCCACCAUGACCAAAAAGGUGAAAAAACUCCAGAGGGCUUGUCUAAGGAAUCCUGUAAAGAUUGAGGCUGCCUCAAAAUAUUCCACAGUUGAUACUUUAAAACAGCAGUAUCGCUUUAUUCCUGCAAAAUAUAAGGAUUGCUAUCUCGUCUAUAUACUGACUGAGAUGUCUGGGAGUACGUCGAUGGUUUUCACACGCACAUGUGAUGCGACUCGUCUUUUAGCUUUGAUGCUUCGAAACCUUGGCCUAAGAGCCAUACCAAUUAGUGGCCAGAUGAGCCAGGGAAAAAGACUUGGGGCAUUAAACCAAUUCAAGGCUGGAGAGAGCAACAUUCUUAUUUGUACUGAUGUUGCAAGUCGAGGGCUUGAUAUUCCAUCUGUAGAUAUGGUUAUUAACUAUGAUAUACCCACAAACUCUAAGGAUUAUAUACAUCGAGUAGGAAGAACUGCUAGAGCAGGACGAUCUGGAGUUGCGAUUUCACUAGUGAAUCAAUAUGAGUUGCAGUGGUAUUUACAGAUAGAAAAACUCAUUGGUAAGAAGUUGCCCGACUAUCCUGCUCCAGAGGAGGAAGUUUUACUAUUUCUGGAUCGUGUAACAGAGGCCAAAAGAAUCUCCCAUACGAAAAUAAAAGAAACCGGGGGCAAAAAGAAAAGAAGAGGUGAUGAUGAGGAUGAUAUUGAUGGAUAUUUGGGUCGUAAGAAUGGGAAGUCAUCUAAUAAGAAGGCAAAGAGAAAAUGAUGAGCAAACAGGUCUAUAAGUUUUGAUCUUCAUAUUCUUUGUUCAUUUUGAUCUUAGUGUAAUAUUUGGUCGGAUUCCUCUUGCCAUGAGUCCUUGCAAGGGGUAAAUCUAAGAGAACUGGGAUUGAAUCCCCUUGUUUAUUGCAUCCCUUAUCCAAAUGAGCAUAUUUUCCUUGACCUGAUAAUAUAUCUUUUUUUCCCUGAUUUUUAUUGAGAUCUUGAGUCUGUAAGCUACAACUCCUAUCUCAGAAGGUAAUUACUAGCAUUUAUCCGGUUAAAUUGAAUCAUUGAGACAAUCUCCUUAAA
Molecule: messenger RNA, 1796 nt
Organism: Ipomoea nil (Japanese morning glory)
Lineage: Eukaryota; Viridiplantae; Streptophyta; Magnoliopsida; Solanales; Convolvulaceae
Product: DEAD-box ATP-dependent RNA helicase 10
Exons: 14
Coding region: 184-1491 (435 amino acids)
Molecular function (GO): RNA helicase activity; nucleic acid binding; ATP binding
Source: RefSeq, a predicted model, not a curated record